AUGCACAUUCCAGUCAACUUCCGCCAAUUUGACAUCCGUCAGGAUGGUCCGGGCAACAUUAUCAACAAUCCCAACACCAACACCAAUAACACAGAUAAUAGCCCGGAUAAGAACCAUGCCUCCGACAAUGAUAACUCGAGCAGGAAUAAUAUCAUUAUAAUAUGCGUCGCUUGCAUCAUUUUCGCCGUGGCAUCCGCCUUAAUGACCUAUUUCGUCUUACGUACCCUCCGUCGCAUGAACUGUCGCCCGAAAUAUUUGCCUGGAAAAUUCCUAAAGGACAAAUGGAAUAGGUGGAACGUGGGCGUCUCAUAUGGUCAGGUCCCCGGGGCGAAUAAUCCAAAUGCGAACACCAGAGACACGCCCGCCGAAGGAGGCUCGGAGAUGCGAACUACCACCCCGGCCGCCAACAAUACGAGCAAUGUUCGACGGGAUACAUCGGUUCGCUCGGUCAUCACCCUUCCCGCCUACUCGCCCAGUCCCAAACCAACGGAGCAGGUCAUCGCUCGAGAGGGGGAGCGAGCAGGCAUGGACAUGGUUGUCGAGUUCCCCGAAACAGCUGAAGAAGAGGAAUCCCGCAGAGAAGAGCUGAUGGAGUCUCUCUACCAGAUCCGUUUGCAACGGCGAGAGGAGAUAGCCGACCGUGAAUGGCGGCGACAGGAGCGCCGGGAGGCUCGUGCUCGUGGGGACUAUAUUCGCCUUGAAGAACUCCGGCAGGAGAGUCGGGCCCGCGCGAGAAGCAGCGCGUCUGCCAAUGGAAGUGGUUCAAACCUCAGCGCGGCUCUGGCGGAAUCUCGUAACCGUGGUCGCGAUAGGCGUAUCUCCAGUGUCUCUUAUGCAGAACUGGGCCACGUGCGGCAUGACGGGUCGCGUAUCAGAGCCACGUCGCCCGAUUCGGACCGUCGUCCUCUUCUCACCGAUGCAUCAGCGCCCGAUCGAUCCUCAGGAUCGAUUCUCACCGGCGUUCAUUCUCGAGGCGAGUCGUACUCGUCGUAUCAGUCUGGGGUAUCCAACGUCUCCGAUGCGGAGACUUUGACUCAGGUGCAAUCGCAUGCGGCGUCUGCUCAUUCGGCUGAUCGCCCGUCAAUAACAGUCGACGAGGGUGAUGUGGGUGAACUCAAUAUCCCGCCGCCUGAGUACGAGGUCCUGGAAUGGGGAGAAGCGCCGCCUUAUACGAGUCCAAUCGCGGAGAGGGGCGAGCAUGCGCCGCAGCUUCGUGACUUGACCCCCUUGCCAACCAUCCAUAUCGAUGUAGCCAGCCCUAUCAGCAACACUCCCACCACGCCCACAAAUCCUCUGCGGGAAGAGGAGCCGGAAGAGCAACAAACCGCCGAACAAACUACCGAACAACCUGCCACCACCACUCAACCCAUCACUGAAGAGCGUGUCGAAGAACACCCUGCUUCUGAAUCAGCCGAAACACACCUCUUGAGGGAUGACACUCAUAGUCACCAGGCGCGCGUCACAUCGGCCGGCAACAUGUCGCGCGAAGCAACAACGAAUAGCUUCGCGUCGUUUGGCUCCGACUUCGACCCUGAGCACGAGGCGCUCGCGUCCACCAAGGAGCUCGGUCAUGGUAGCCCCCGACUUCCGUCCAUGCACACCAACGCCAGGAAGCGCCACGAGUACGACGAAGAAGAGCCCGACUACGCUUUCAACACAUCCACCUUCGAGCAAUAUCUACCAGAUUUCUCCCCGGUCGGCACAUCCGAAGAAGAAGAGGAGGCCGACAACGACGACAGCAUCUCCAUUGAGGCCGGCCGAGGCCCGACAAAACCUCCCCGUCGAUUGGACGACUCGAGAAACUCCUACAUGAGCAUCGAAAACAGCGUUCGCUCGUCGUCACCCGCCGUCAGACUCGAUUAUCCUACUUCUAAUACCCCUCAGAAGUCUGCUCUGCGGAACCCGGCGAGAAGAGCGGUCAGCGAUAGUCUCCGAAAGGAUGCUCAAAUCAGACGCGCCAGCCUUGCCCAUAAGGAGAACGUUGAUCCCCACACAGCCAAGUCGAACCGCAAAGAGCGACGGACGCUGUCAGACAUGCACGCAAAGGUUCGCGAUACUUAUGAAGGAUCCCUGAUUGAGGACGAAAGGCCUCCGGUCAUGGCCAACAGUACGCGUCCGACACGUUUUGGAAACCCCAACCUCUCUCAUCAGAUUGCCGAUGCGGUGGAAAAGGCUUCUCAGGAGGCUUACGCGCGCGAACUCCGUCGCGGAAAGUCCAGUAACAGCUCUCGCAAUAUGGCCAACAAUGCAGGUGAUACGGCUACUCAGCAGUCAUUCCUACUACCGGAUCUUCCCAACUUGUCAGAGUUGGUCUCGGGCGUCUAUGAAGACGGCACGCCCGUGUAUGCGCGUCAGAACAGAGCACGGACGACGCGCUUUGUCUCCCCUCCGCAUGAUGCUACUGAUGUUUCUUUGACUCGCGAACACAUGCCGCUGGAUGCUGUCCCCAUUCCGGAAGAUGAAAAGGCACUCUUCGUUUCAUUGAGACUCUUGCAGGACAAGGUUGCAGAAUUGGAGAGGUCCAAGUCUGACGCCGAACGGAGGAUGGAUGAUAUGAAGCGGGAGAAUGAAGCGCUGAGGGCAAACAAGCGCUCAAAGGACAAGCAUGGUCGCAGCCGACCUUACGAAUCCGACGAGGAUGACUACCGAAGAGAUCAGCUUGCCAACGAGAACCAAAAACUAGAUGCCGCCAAUCUGGCUUUGCAGAACAAACUCGACGUUAUCGAAAGAAAGGCCCAGAUUCAGGAAUCGACUUUAAAGCGGCUGAACCGAGAACGAGACAUGGCAGUCUCUCAAUUGGGAGUUGCAUAUCUGGAGAGCCAGGACCUCAAGAGCGAGAAUGAGAGUCUGCGCCAGGAGAAUGCAGACUUGAAGUCGCAGAUAUCGAAGAUCUUGUCCGCGGGCUCCAGAGCACGUGAGGACACAGUCGAGUCAGAGCAGUCUUCUAUGACUGAUGCAAGCGAUGAGGAUAGCCAGAUUGAUACGCAGCAUAGCAAGCAUACGAGCCGAAGCACCCGCGAAGUCACUGGCAAGAGCUCGCGAUCCAAGUCUAGACGUCAGGAAGAUUCGCGCGCCAAGAUCUCGACGCAGGUCGAUAAGGAAAUUUCCCGGCUUGAAAAAGAGCGUGCAGAAGAGGCACUGUUUUCGAUCGACGUCCCCCAGACCAGGGAAAAGUCGAAGUCGAGAUCAGGAAAGUCCAAGAGCCGGUCGGAGAGCAGUGAUGUGAGCACCAGGAAGCAGUCCAACACUGGCAAACAGCGCGUCAAGAGAGUGGUUGUCGAAGAGGUAGAGGAGACUGAGCCUGUUGAAUCGAGUGGGGAAGUCACUGGAAACACCAAGAAAUCCAAUGCAACGGAGCAGGACUUGACCCUGCUGAGCUUCGUUGAUGAACGUGAAAUUGCUCAACUACGGAAGACGCUGGAAGAGGAACGUCUGGCUCGGAAACGGCGGCAGUCGAGUACAAGCAAAGAGCAGACUGCAAACGAGACCGGAAACACGACCCGGCAGAGCCUGGCUAAGUCGACAAUUCCCAGAAAGUCUUCCCUCAAAGAAAGCAAGGGGUUGCCAUCUAGACCCGCCUCGGCCAUGGGUGACUUGACCGCCAACUCCAAGGCUAGCAUGACUGAAGGAGAAAGUAACUUGUCGGUGCCUGUCGAACGCCCCAGACGGCAUUCGGACAACUCCGGGGCCGCUGCUUCUCAGCGACGCCGGCGAAGGAUGGCCGAAGAGAUGACCUCGGCCUUUAUCUUGCCUGAUAUUACGUUCAACCCCGCGCAUCUGGUCGAGAACAAUCUUUCAAAGCUUCCUGAACCUGCUCAGCGUGCACUUGACAGUGCCACUAAGCACAAUGGCAAAAACUGCACGGUCUGCAAGCAGUCCAUUCCAGGUGCCUCUUGUGAACAUACUGCAGAGGCAGUGAAGAUUCCGAAGCCCGUUCCCGUUUCGGAGCGUAUGCCCGAGCCGUCUGUCUACAAUGAGGAGCCUACCAUGCGCCCCGCGCAAUCGCCAGAGCUUGCCCUCGCGACCGUGCUCAAGGCUUUGGAAGAUGAGCUGGCCCACCUGAAGAUGCAGCUGGUAGCAUACCAGGGCUCGUACAACAAGCUGGAUGCCUCGCUGAGCAAGCGACAGAGGAAGUCUGUGGGCGAGAAGAUCGAGAAGCUGUUGAAGGAUAUCGACAUGAAGGCCGACCAGAUUUAUGCGCUGUACGACGUCCUUGAAGGUCAGAAGCAGAAUGGCCGUGAGAUGACGGAGCAGGAGAUGGAAGUGACUCUUCAGUCGAUUGGAAUUGAUACGGCAGGACGGACAGCAGACGUCACCGCCACCACGGACAAGUCCUCUCGCAAGGAACCGGACUCGGAAGACGAUGAUGAGCUCCCUUGGGAGGGGUUUGAAAGUACUCUGGAGAUGACGGGCAGGACUGAUCUAUAUAUGACCUCUUCACAACCACCCGAGAUCCGCAACUCCCACACCGACAAUCAUGUAGAUACUACUACUGCUAUCUCCGCGCCCGAGACCGACGCCUCACGCCUCCGCAAGAAUCCGGACACCCAAUUCUUGUCGCCCGCCAUGUCAGUCGAUUCCUCCAUCGACGGCGACAAAGACAGCGUCAACACUGCCAUUCACGACGGCAGCUCGGCGCAGACCCGUAUACUUGCGCCGGCGCCCAUGCCCGAAUCCUCCCAGUCGCGGCGCUUAUCAGUAGAUGAUCACAACAAUACCAAUCUGAUCGCGAACGAGGACGCCCCCAACCCCAACGAAGAAAACAACAACGACGCCGACGAAAAACCCGUAACAUGGUCCUCACUACCGAAAAAGAGCCAACUCGCUAUCCUGACCAUCGCCCGUCUCUCAGAGCCACUCACCCAGACCUCCCUGCAAGCGUACAUGUUCUACCAGCUCAAGUCGUUCGAUCCGUCCUUACCGGACUCGACUAUCUCCGGACAGGCAGGCAUCCUGCAGGGCAGUUUCACCGCGGCGCAGUUCCUGACGGCUGUGUGGUGGGGACGACUAGCUGAUGCGGAGUGGAUGGGGAGGAAGAGAGUGUUGCUGAUCGGGUCGCUGGGGACGUGUAUCUCGUGCUUGGGAUUUGGGUUCUCGCGGUCGUUUGUGGCUGCUGCGGUGUUUCGCACGCUGGGAGGUGUGUUGAACAGUAAUGUGGGUGUGAUGAGGACGAUGAUUGCGGAGAUUAUUGAGGAGAAGAAGUAUCAAUCUCGAGCGUUCCUCUUACUGCCCAUGUGCUUCAACAUCGGCGUCAUCAUCGGCCCAGUGUUGGGCGGUGCCCUAGCUGAUCCAGUCAAGAACUAUCCCCAGAUCUUCGGUCCAGGCACGUUCCUAGGUGGUGCGAAUGGGGUGGAGUGGAUGCGCAAAUGGCCCUUCCUGUUACCGAACCUGCUCAGUGCAGUGUUCAUCUUCUGCUCAUUGCUGGCUGUCUUCUUCGGCUUAGACGAGACCCACGAAACAGCCCGUCACCGCAGCGACUGGGGCCGUCAACUCGGGCACCGCAUCUCACGCGCCCUCCGCCGCACCAGACGCAAAGACAGCAAAUACUACCAACGACUAACCGAACACCCCGACGACGAAUCCCUCUACAUCGACAACACCUCCCACCACCGCCGCAGCAUCAGCAUCAGCAGCCGCUCCUCGCGCCCUAAGCCAUCAUCAACAACAACAACAACCUCCUCCCGCCCCUCCUUCCGCCAAAUCUACACCCGCAACGUCCUCCUCACCCUCCUCGCCCAAUUCCUCCUCGCCUUCCACACCUCCGCCUUCAACGCCAUCACCUUCACCUUCCUCCCCACCCCACGCGCCCCUCCCUCCACCAGAACCGGCUGGUUCCACUUCUCCGGCGGCCUCGGCCUGCCCUCCUCCCGCGUCGGUCUCGCCACCGCCAUCAUCGGAAUCAUCGGCCUCCCUUUACAAAUCUUCAUCUACCCCUGGGUCCAAGGCUACCUGGGUACCUUACGCUCCUUCCGCACCUUCCUACCUUUCUCUUCCCUCGCAUACGCCCUCAUGCCCUUCCUCCUCCUUCUUCCCCGCGCAGCAUACAUCGUCUGGCCUGCAUUUACCGUGGUGAUCGCACUGCAGGUCGUGUCGAGGACGUUUGCACUACCCGCUGCUGUGAUCUUAGUGAAUAAUAGUGUCUCGGAUGCAAAGGUGCUCGGCACGAUUAAUGGCGUCUCGCAGAGUAUUUCGUCUGCGGCGAGAACGUUAGGGCCGUUUUUGGGGGGCUGGGGGUUGGGUGAGGGGUUGAAGGGGAAUUUUGUCGGGGGUGUUUGGUGGGGGUUGGCGGUGGAGGCGAUGGUGGGGUGGGUUGUGUUGUGGUUUAUUUGGGAGGGGAGGGGAAUUGAGAGGAAGAAGACUAGGUCGAAGAAGUAG
Messenger RNA from Aspergillus costaricaensis CBS 115574, 6375 nucleotides. RefSeq lists its product as uncharacterized. The transcript is spliced from 9 exons. Lineage: Eukaryota; Fungi; Ascomycota; Eurotiomycetes; Eurotiales; Aspergillaceae. The record is from RefSeq and is a predicted model, not a curated record. Gene Ontology annotation, biological process: transmembrane transport. Gene Ontology annotation, molecular function: transmembrane transporter activity; microtubule binding. Bases 1 to 6375 code for a protein of 2124 amino acids.